UUGCGAUGACGUAUUUUUAAAGCGACAGUUGGAGGGCGGUUUGAAAACCCUGUCAGAGUUUGAGAACAUGAUUAUUAAAACAACCCAAAUAACCUGAAAAGAUUACGUCACAUGUGUUUUGUCAGUAAGAUACUUAAGUUUUCUAUUCAGUUCUUACUAAUGGCCGAGUGUUUUUUUGACUUCUUUACGAAACUAGAUACUAGAGGCUAGAUACGACGUAAUGUUAGCUAGCGCUAGCAUUGGCCGUCUGUUUGACUGCUGUUUCUAAAGACCUUUUCUUUAAGUUUUUGUUCGUACCGCUGGAAAUUGUAAUUGGUCUUAUUACGCCAUAGCUAAAUUGCACCGAAAAAUGGCGAGUGUACAUGAGAGUUUGUAUUUCAACCCUAUGAUGACGAACGGGGUGGUCCAUGCUAAUGUGUUUGGUAUCAAAGACUGGGUUACUCCGUACAAGAUCUCCGUCCUGGCUCUGCUCUAUGAGAUGACUGCAUCUAAAAUUACUCUGCCAGAAAGAAGACGACUUAACAAACUUAUUCUGCCCUUACAACAGGGUCCAGAUUUGACUCUUGGUCAGUUCCUAAAGACAGUGGAGGAGUGUUGUCCUCAGACUGCAUAUGCUGUCAAAUUAAGGCUGCAUGAAGUGGCCAACGGAGAGUUAAAAGACAUGGAAUACUUCUUUUCCACUCUGCUAAUUCCUUUUACUGCUUUUGAUACCGAGGCUUAUAAAACCAGUGUUGUGGGUCUUUUCAUGAGAUACAUGCUCCUGGCCUACAAGAAACUGUCAUUCAGUCAGGUGUACAAGCUGUACAAGUCCCUGCAGCACUACUAUCACAGUCACUACACCAAGCCCACUGAAGGCCAGGUGGGUUUACCAGCGCUAGCUGCUGAUGAUUCUGACAUGGACCUCACUAGCACUGAAGACACUGUAGGCGACAGAAUAGACAAAGAAGAGUUGGACACCCCACUGCACGAGUCAGAGCUUCGAAAUGACAAUGCACCAAGCAGUGGUCCCCUGUCGCAAAAGCAAGCAGAGUAUUUUCUUGCAAGACAGGCAUAUCUGUUGAAGAAUGAUGAAAACAAAGCUCUAAAGCCAGCAUCCCUGCAGGAAGAGCUCAACAACAUGCUGAAAUUUAACCCAGAUUUUGCUGAAGCGCAUUAUCUUAACUAUUUAAACAGCAUGAGAGUCCAGGACAUCUUCCUCUCCGCUCACAGUCUCUUACACUAUUUUGACCGCCUGAUCUUGUCUGGGAGUGAGGGAAAGAGCAACGGGGAUGAGGGUUAUGGACGAAGUCUACGCUACGCUGCACUUAACUUGGCCAGUCUUCAUUGUCGCUUCGGCCACUAUCAGCAGGCUGACCUGGCUCUACAGGAGGCCAUCCGUAUUGCUCAGGAGUCCAAUGACCAUGUGUGUUUGCAGCACUGCCUGAGUUGGCUCUACACACUGGAACAGAUGAAGGGAUCUGACAGCACUGUGUUAACUGAGGAUUCAGUAAAAAUGGCCGCCCAUUUCUGCCUGCCGUAUCUGGCAUCUCUGGGUAUUCAGUCUCUGGUCCAGCAGGGGGCAACACAAGGUAAGAGUGCCCACAAACUGAUGGAUGCACUGAAAGACACAGACAUCCUGCACUGGAAACACAGUCUGUCGGAAUUGAUCGAGAUCAGCUUGGCUCAGACUACGUCCAUAUGGAGGAUGUAUGGCAAGAGCACCAUGGCUCUGCAGCAGGCCCAGAUGCUUCUCAAUAUGAGCAGCCUGGAGCCUGUCAAUUUCGGGGUCCAACAGAAUAACACGGAGGCCUUUGCUGUGGCUCUCUGCCACCUGGCUGAGCUGCACGCUGAGCAGGGCCUGUACAGUGCAGUCUCAGAGAUUCUCCAGCAUCUAAAAGAACAGUUUCCUCCUCAUACUCAGCAUGCCAAGCUCUGGAUGCUGUGUGAUCUGAAAAUCCAGUUUGAGAGACAUAUGAAUGAGGGAAAAUGCCAUUUAGCAGAGCCUCUGGUCACAGCUAUCUCAGCCUUAAACAAAACAGAGGGUCUCUACAGGAAGGCUCAGGUUCUGAAGUCUCUCAACCGUAGCACCGAGGCAUAUGGCAUCUUACAGCGGCUGCAGGUUCACUGUGAGAAGACCAAAUGUACAGAGCUGGUCAUCAGAGUGAUGCUCUGCACGGCUGAGCUCCACUGGGAGUCGUCUGGCUUCUCCACAGCUCUUCCCCUUCUCCUGCAGGCCUUGGCUCUGGCUAGACAGCACCACCUACAGUCUCUGGCCUCAGAGACCAUCCUUCAUCUGGCCUUCACUCAGCUGAUGCUUGGCAUUCCUGAGCAGGCUCUGAGUGUCCUGCAUGAAGCCAUUGAGCCUGUUCUGGCCCAUGGAUCAGUCAUGGAUAAAGGCCGCUCCCUGCUGCUGGCCGCCCGCUGUCAGAUGGCGAUGGCUGGGUUCAGGCCGAACAGACGAGGGCAAGCAGAUAUGAAUUUGGCAGUUUUGUCUGUCGACACGCUCAACGAAGCCGCAGCGUACUUCUCAAAGCUGAACUGUAAGGAGCGACUGCGCGACGUUCACUACCUGCAGGCUCAGCUUCAUCGUUACCUAGGACACGCAUCUCAGUGUAACAAAAGUGCCAUGCUCUUCCGGCUGCUGGACCAAGAGCUGCAGUCACCAGCGCCUCCAGUCUUUUUGCGAGUCUAAGUUCUCAAGGUUUAUCAACAAACUAGAUGUUCUGGCUGUUGAAAGUAACAUGGUGCGUCCUGCAACUUGUGUCAGCACUGCUCACCACUAGGUGGUGGUGAAGUGCUAUCCUUAUCUGUGACAGCACAAAGGAAUUUCAUAUGUAAAUGUUUAGAAUCCUUCCACACGGUUCCAGGAUAAUAAUUAAUUGCUAGUCAUAAAUAUGCCUCAGUCUCCACGAGGUCAAGAAUGGAUGUGUUGUCUUUUCACUUCUGGUCAUGCAGUAGUUAAAAAAAACGUGGCUAUUGCUUCCUCCACAAGCAACAGCCUGUGUUAGUCCGAUAGACAUGCAUGACAGCCGAUGGCGUGGUAGAAAUGUUGAAAGUUUAUCGGGCGCUGUCACAAACACGCUGACUUAUCCACUGCUUUUUGAUAAAUGAGGGUAAUAUCACAGUUAGCUGCAAGAUGAAUGUGUUUCAUUGGCCUGGAUGAUUCAUAUUACGCCAGUAGAAUACCGAUGAAGCUGGAAUCCAGGAGAGGACAUUGUGAUCACAUUUCUAUUGUAAUAUACCCGUGCUGACCUUACAGCAGAUACUGGAUCUGUGUUUUACUUAGGUUUGACACAAGUUUUAAGAAGCAUAAUGGCUGACAAUCACCUUUUACGUUCUGACAGGCUCCCAUCUAUUAAAGUGUUUCUAGAAAAUAAA
This is a messenger RNA of Betta splendens (Siamese fighting fish), 3357 nucleotides long. It is a transcript of the gene anapc5, whose product is annotated as anaphase promoting complex subunit 5. Gene Ontology annotation, molecular function: protein binding. Lineage: Eukaryota; Metazoa; Chordata; Actinopteri; Anabantiformes; Osphronemidae. Gene Ontology annotation, cellular component: anaphase-promoting complex. The record is from RefSeq and is a predicted model, not a curated record. Gene Ontology annotation, biological process: anaphase-promoting complex-dependent catabolic process; positive regulation of mitotic metaphase/anaphase transition; protein K11-linked ubiquitination. The transcript is spliced from 17 exons. Bases 350 to 2671 code for a protein of 773 amino acids.